This is a messenger RNA of Punica granatum (pomegranate), 1804 nucleotides long. NCBI's taxonomy places the organism in Eukaryota, Viridiplantae, Streptophyta, Magnoliopsida, Myrtales, Lythraceae. The record is from RefSeq and is a predicted model, not a curated record.
AUUUCAAUAUAGAUUUGAGAAAGCAUUCUUCAGGAUUGCAUCAGUAGUGUACUGCGAAAGCGAGAAACAAUGAGCUCGAAAUAUCUAUUGCUUUGUAUUUUUAUCAUAUGCCCUUUAUUCCUCUCAUCAUCGAUAUGUUUCACCUUCGACUCUGGAGAGGAAUAUCUCAUAAGUCCCUUCGCCCGUUCUCAUCCUCUCAGACGAUAUGGCAAUAAUGGUCGUGGUUAUUAUCCUAAUAACCAUUGGAAGAGCGGCCGGUACCAGAGCUCCUCCUUUUGGAACUUCGCGAGAGGCCGGCGAAGCCAUGGUUACUGGCACCCUGCCGGUAGUGACUCCAUUACGCUUGGUUGGCCUUUUCACAGUUCAGCAAAGGCUAAUGCCCAUCUCGGGCUGGUGAAGGUGGACGAAUAUGGAGCUAAGGGAGAUGGUAGAACCGAUGACACUGAGGCAUUCAAGAAAGCUUGGAAGGUGGCUUGCUCCUCAGAGAGAGGAGUUUUCGUAGUGCCCAACAACGGGAUUUAUCAUCUUAAGCCCAUCACAUUCUCGGGACCCUGUCAAUCUGGUUUCAAAGUGAAGAUCUAUGGAAAAAUCAGAGCUUCUAAGGAUCCAUCGGACUAUGAAAGAGACACCACGCAGUGGCUCGUGUUCGAAAAUUUGGAUGACUUGCGAGUAGAAGGGGGUGGCUCCAUCAAUGGCAACGGAAAGAAUUGGUGGUCAAAAUCCUGCAAAGUUGACACCUCCCAGCCCUGCAAGACAGCACCAACAGCCGUGACAUUCCACAAUUGCAACAACUUGAGAGUAGCUGACCUGACAAUAAAGGACGCGCAACAAAUGCACUUGACAUUCCGAAAUUGCGAGAAUGUGAGAGCGACGAACCUCCGAGUAAUCGCACCAGAGAGCAGUCCCAACACUGACGGGAUUCAUGUCGUGGGGACGCAGAAUAUCCUGAUAGACAACAGUCUCAUUCAAACAGGAGACGACUGCGUAUCCAUCGUGAGUGGGUCGAGGCAUGUAGAAGCCACGAAUAUCGAAUGUGGACCAGGCCAUGGCAUAAGUAUUGGAAGCUUGGGAGCUGAUAAUUCCGAAGAUUAUGUCUCGGACGUCUACGUGCAUGGAGCAAAACUCUCCGGAACCACCAAUGGUGUGAGAAUAAAGACUUGGCAGGGAGGGUCGGGGUACGCGAAGAACAUUAAGUUUCAGGACAUCGUGAUGACCAACGUGACGAACCCCAUCAUCAUAGACCAGAACUACUGCGAUGGGGAGGAGCAUUGUCAUGAACAGGGAUCGGCGGUGCAAGUCAGCAAUGUGGUGUACCAGAACAUUAGAGGGACCAGCGCUACGGAGAUUGCCAUGAAGUUUGACUGCAGUAAGACCCACCCCUGUCAGGAAAUCUCACUGCGAGGCAUCAAUCUCCGGACUCAAUUAAGGGACAAAGCCGAGGCCUCGUGCGUUAAUGUCGAGCUUCAGGAUGAGAGGAUGGUCUCCCCAAAUUGCCCUUGACGAACAAUAAAAAUUACAAGGGGAUUAAAUUAUAUCGGUAAUAUGUUGCUAAGUAUUGUAGUUUUUCCUCUAUAAGUUUGGGGAGAAUUGAUGCAGCCACUGAUAUAUGUGGUUCAUCUAUAUGGUUGUAAGUUAUUCAAGUAUUAUCUCAAGUAUCAAUCAUAUGUACGUUCUUAGAUAAUAAAGUCGAUCCUUGUCCAUCAAGCUAGUGACUUGACUUGAGAUAAGGUCGACACCAAAAGGAGUGGUUUUGGCUUUUAGGCUUACGGAAAAAAUGAAAUUGAUGGAAACUUCUUGGCCGAAA